This is a messenger RNA of Amphiprion ocellaris (clown anemonefish), 1321 nucleotides long. Its product is annotated as heat shock protein beta-1. NCBI's taxonomy places the organism in Eukaryota, Metazoa, Chordata, Actinopteri, Pomacentridae. The transcript has 4 exons. The coding region runs from base 160 to 1167 and encodes 335 amino acids. The record is from RefSeq and is a predicted model, not a curated record. Gene Ontology annotation, molecular function: protein folding chaperone. Gene Ontology annotation, biological process: protein refolding; response to heat.
UCUGCCUCGCCACACUUAGCUCUGGCCAUUCUUCCUUUCAUCGUUCACCCUCGUUCAUUAGGAAGAUUUUAAUUGCCAGGAUCUCACCACAAGAGUUUAAACGUUACUCGCUCAAAAAAGAGGGGCUGCUGGUUUUUAUCUCCUUUUAUUUCUUGAAAUAUGAGCGAACAUGCGAAAACAGAGAUGUCGUGUGGGGACCAGGGCGGGGGGGCACCUUGGUACCCUCUGAGGAAGUGGUGGCAGCCCAGCUGGCUUCUCAAUCAGGAUGUUGGCCUGCCACCUCUGCUGGAGCCGGGGGACGCUCGGUGGAUGGACAUGGAGCGGCUCCAGAGGAGUCUGGCAGGAUGUUUCGUACCCGCUCCACUGUUCGUGCCCUACAUCUCUGGGUCGGUGCAUCAUCCCGGCCAGAAGAUCAGCAAGUGGAGGGUCGGCAUGGACGUGGCUCACUUCUCCCCCUCAGAGAUUUCUCUCAGCGUCAGAGAUGGAUUCCUGGAGGUUGAAGGGAGGCACGAGGAGCGGCCAGACGAGCAUGGAUUUAUUGCCAGAUGUUUUACAAGGAAAUACAGGCUCCCAGCUGAGGUGGAUGUUACCAACAUCACGUCGACGCUUUCUGUUGAUGGGAUUCUGACUGUGGAAGCGCCAGUUCCUGAAACCUCUGUUCCUGCUGCCAUCCUCAUUCCUAUAAAGGUGGAAAAGGAAAGUAGUGGAGAGGAAGAAGAGGCCUCUCAUACAGAUGCAGAUACCUGCUCAGCACCAGGUCACCCAGAGUCUUCAGAGGAUCAAACAGAAACGUCUCCGUCAGAUUCCCAGCUUGGCAGCACCUCAGCUGGGCUUCAGCAGCAUGAAGAGAGGAGGGAAGAGGAGGAGGAGACCCGUGAAAAGCCAGCUGGAGAGAGCCACCCUUCAGUGCCUGCAGACGACGAAGGCACAGAGAGUCUUCAAGGUUCUUCUAAGCACCGUGAAAUGCUGGAAAGCCAAGAAGGCCCAGAAACGUCCAAACAGCUGGAGCACAAAGAGGCGGCCGUGGAUGGAGAGAUCCAGGUAAUGGCGAGCUCAGAGGAAGCUGCCGUGGAGAUCACCCAGCCUGUGGAGCAGGAGCUGGGCACCGGUCCACAGAGUGACGUCCAGAGCCAGGAGCUGGAGGCUGCCGACAUAAAGCAAGAGUGAACACACAAUAAAACACAAUAUCAUGAAGGCAAAGUACUGAAACAGCCUGCACAGCUUGUCUUGCGUCAGUUCCACAGAUGCAUUUUAGUCAAUAGCCUUUUAACCAUGCUGUCUUUGGAGCUCCAAUAAAGCACAAGCGUGUGAAAAUGCUAAA